Messenger RNA from Zophobas morio, 1935 nucleotides. RefSeq lists its product as uncharacterized. NCBI's taxonomy places the organism in Eukaryota, Metazoa, Arthropoda, Insecta, Coleoptera, Tenebrionidae. The coding region runs from base 74 to 721 and encodes 215 amino acids. The transcript has 17 exons. The record is from RefSeq and is a predicted model, not a curated record.
GGAGGACUGCUAUCUGCAUGAAAUUAUUAUAUAUUUUUUUAUAUAGGUUUAAGCGCUGGAAAUCUUCGAUGUCAUGAGGCACAAUCUUUGUGGAACUUCUUCCAGUUUAUGGGCGUCCCCACUUAUCUGUACUAAUAAAGCAGUAUUAAGCUCAAGACUUUCUACUUUUGAUGUCUUUAAAGAAACCAACAUGACUUGUAACGAGUUACCAAACUAUACGAAUGUUCAUUUAUUAACUUCUUUAAAAAAAUCCCUCAGUCUUCAAAAAAAUCACUAUUCGUAUAAAGAAAUUAAGGCUACUCAUCGUAAGUCAUCUUCCUGUAUCGUAGAUAUUUCAAUAGUUUCAACUACGUCCGAAUACUCGUUGCAGGCCGACCUUAUUGAAACUACUAAACUAGUAAAUAGUACUCCUUUACCGGUAUCCUCGCAAACCAUAGCAAAAGUUGAAAAAGAGGUUAAGAAAAAGUCAGGAUAUUUGAGGGUCCGACUACAAGGAAAAUUCUGGAGGAAAUGGCCUAUUUUUUAUUGCGUUUUGGAAGACGCCAAACUGAAAUUAUAUAAAAACCACAAAGCGCUAAGUAAACGGCCGAUUCGCGAAAUAAUGCUUCUAGCAAAAACCGUCGAACCAAUUUUUCAGAUUAAUAAAAAAUAUCAAUUUAGACUCAAUUCUUUCGACGGUAUUUCUGUUUCUUUAACAGUUUUUAUAAGCUUGUGGUGCUGACGUUACAGGUUAGAGGUUAUAUAACGCGUGCAGCACAUAUAUUUUUGAGUGCCCGACGGCCACUGCAUUAUUGGAAUGGACUUGUACCCUUCAAAAGUUAUGCCUGCCCUCAGUAGAGCGGGCUUCUUCCUGCUCGCCUUUUUUUGGCUCGGUUUAUUAUUUUUCUUCCGUUUCAUUAAUUUGGCUCUUUUUAAACAAAAGUCCUAUUUAGAAGGAUAUUGGUAGCCUUUAUUUCUUAUUGGGUUCACUUUUGUGAUCCUUUUAGGUGCUGGCGAAUUUAGUCUGCCAAUCAACAAUGCAUUGUGCGGUCAUCACGUGAUAUUUAAUAGCAAUAAGAAAAAAAUAUUUUUGUUUACUUGAAUUUUUGAUUAUAAGCUUUUUAGUUUUAUACCCUUUUUUAAUUAAUUUAUUUUACUUAUACAUUAAAAAAAUUAUAAUUGUUAAACAAGUUUUUUAUUGUUAUUUAAUUAAUAACUUUAUAUAAAAAAAUGAAUUGGUUUUCAUCUUCAGGAGCCAAAAGUGAACCGUUGGGCUAAACAUAAAAAAUUGACUUAUAAUGUUGGAAAAAUAAACAAAGAAAAAAAGUUUCGACUUUUCAAACUUUUGAUUCGGCGUCCAACUCUUUCAGAAGUAAGAAAGAAGGGAAUCAUAAAAGAUCUUUACUUUGGAUGCACUUUGGAGUCUUUAUGCUUGCGUGAGAGUUCAAAGUUUCCCAACUUAGUAAAGCAUUGUGUUGAAUAUCUUGAAAAAAAUGAUCUACUGAAAUUUCCUGGCAUUUACCGGCUUUCUGGCUCCUUUCAUUCGGUCCGAAAACUCCAGUACGAGAUCAACCACGGCGGCAUUGUUGACUUCAACAAAAUUAGUAAAGCGGAAAAAGCGCCCAUCGUUACAAGUUUAUUAAAGUUGUUCCUUAAUGAACUUCCUGUUCCAUUAAUUCCUGCUGAGCUGUUUACUAACUUUUUAUAUAAUUUGGAAGCUGAUAAACUAAGCAUUGCUGUUAGUCAACUACCUUAUUGCCAUAAGGAAACUUUGCUGUAUCUUCUACGCCAUCUUGCUCGAGUUGUUGAAUACAGCCACGUGAAUAUGAUGACUACCUCGAACCUCGCUAUAAUUUUUGGCCCGACGUUGAUUGGCACUUACGGGGUCCACGCGCUUCCGUUCCAGCAAAGACUAAUCGAGAAACUAAUCGAGAAUGUUUGCUUGUUGCAAUAAAA